CAGCAAUUUGAGGGUUCGGAAUUUUCGGGACUGCUCCGCUCCUCACAUCUGACACCAUGGCCUACCAAGAGCGGGGCAUUAACAACAGGUGGGGCACUGAAGACAACAAGUUGGCCAAGACUUUGUUGUGCGACAAUGGUAUCAGCAACACCGACCUGAAAAAGUCCCGAAACGACGAUGACGAGAGUACUGACUCCUGCUCCACUGAUGAAGGUCAGAACCGCGUGCCGGUGCAGGUUGGUCCCGGGCUAUUCCCCACGCACAAGGACGAUGCAGCCUAUGUGGAGUCUGAGUUCGACUACGAUGAGGACGAAGAAAUUCCUUCGGAGCAGGGAGUGCCUGGAUUUACAGCUGUCGACUCCCGCCCUGAGGUGCGUAGCGAAGGUCCUCCACAGUGUGAAGCAGAUCAGAUUGAGACCUGGUUCUCUGCCGAGGAAACAUUGUUCAUCUUUGACUGGGACGACACCGUGUUGCCCUCCAGCUGGGUUCAAAGUCAAGGCUUGCGCCUCGAUGAGAGCUCCGAAGUUCUUAACUAUCACCGACAACAGCUCUACAAGGUGGCCACAGCCGCGGCCGAGACCUUGCGCAUCGCCAAGCAAUUGGGGACGGUUGUGCUCAUCACCAACGCUGAGAGGGGCUGGAUCGAAUUGAGUUGUCAGAAGUUCUUGCCCACUCUGUUUCCAGCCCUGGAGAGCGUUAAGGUGCUGUCUGCCAGGACGACCUAUGAAAAUUCUUGCACGUCGUCGCCGUUGGACUGGAAGGUGAACGCCUUUGCGGCGGAAGUGUCGCGCGUCUACGGACGUGGUGACAGGCGCAAGAACAUUCUGUCGUUGGGGGACAGUGUACAUGAGCGCGAGGCCUUAUUGAGGUCCACAUCACGGUUGCCGAACUGCAGGUCCAAAUCGCUGAAGUUUGUGGAACGUCCGGACAUUUCCCAGAUUUGCAAGCAGCACACCCUUGUUUGCAGUUGCUUUGAAAAAAUUGUGCACCAUGAUGGUAAUCUCGACCUUUGCAUCAAAUGUGCUUGAUCCAAGUCACGUGGACCAGCCAGCAUCGGCCAGAUCUUCGUGCUAUGAUUGCUAUGUCCCGGGGGAACCCGAAACGGCAG
Molecule: messenger RNA, 1108 nt
Organism: Cladocopium goreaui
Lineage: Eukaryota; Dinophyceae; Suessiales; Symbiodiniaceae
Source: the annotation of a GenBank genome assembly